AUGGCAGCAACAAAUUUCUUACGAAUUUCAACUAAUUUCUUUCUAUUAAUUUUUAUCGUUGAAUUGAAUGCUGCAAAAAUUGGCAAAGAGAAACACUAUAUGGACAAAAUGUGUGGCAAUGAGCUAUUUACUUUGGAUGGUGAUAGAAUACCAGGUAUUUCAUUACAAUUAACGAGUGGUAGUAAAUACAAACCAAAUGCCAAUUGUACCGUAAGAUUUCGUACAGCUCAACCAAGCCAACGAUUGAUUAUUACCAUGGAAAAAAUGGACAUUACUGAUUGCCCAGGUGAUUUGCUGAAGAUUUAUGACGGUAAAAAUUUACUUAAUAUGGCUACUAAACAACAAUGCGGUACAACUGCAUCUUUUACUGUUACAAGUUCAACAACACAAGUAUCAAUCACAUUUACAAGUAAUGCAGCAAGUGAAUCAUCUGGUUUUCAAGCUGCCAUCGCCCUUCAUUUUCCAAUGAUUGCCUCAUGUCCUCAAAAUCUUGGCUUUUUUCAAUGUAAAAAUAAGAAUUGUAUUUCGAAGCAACUUGAAUGUGACGGACGAAAUCAUUGCGGCGAUGGCACCGAUGAAAAUCAGUGUGGAAUUCUUUCUGGUUAA
This is a messenger RNA of Rotaria socialis, 606 nucleotides long. Lineage: Eukaryota; Metazoa; Rotifera; Eurotatoria; Philodinida; Philodinidae. The record is from the annotation of a GenBank genome assembly.